CCCAGAUCAACCCCGCACGCGACAUCAAUAGUCCCUACCAUUCGGCGAACGUACAAAUCAAAGUGCGGCGUGCCCGCUCGCAAACUUUGAGUACGUACUGCUACUCCGGCUCGUCCUCCUCUCUUCUCCAUCGCCGUUGGUUCUCUCACGCCACACGGUCAUCCGAUCCCUGUCCACCGCGUUGGGAGCGGCGCAGCCCAUGGACGACAACGAGAGAGAGAAAGAGAAUGAGAAUGAGAAGGAGAAGCACUACGGGACUGACGUCGAGGAUGAAGAAGAGGACGAGGAAGGUAACAAGCGAGUCGUGGUGCUUGGCCCCCAGGUCCCCCUCAAGGAGCAGCUCGAGCUCGACAAGGAUGAUGAGAGCCUGAGGAGGUGGAAGGAGCAACUCCUUGGGCAGGUCGACACAGAGCAGCUGGGAGAAACUGCGGAACCAGAGGUCAAGGUGGUGGACCUGACGAUCCUGUCACCUGGCAGACCGGACCUGAUCCUUCCGAUCCCGUUCCAGGCUGACGAGAAGGGCUAUGCGUUUGCCCUCAAGGACGGCAGCCCCUACAGCUUCCGCUUCUCCUUCAUCGUCUCCAACAACAUCGUGUCAGGCCUCAAGUACACCAACACUGUCUGGAAAACUGGAGUCAAAGUGGAGACCCAGAAGAUGAUGCUGGGGACGUUCAGCCCCCAGCUAGAGCCCUAUGUCUACGAGGGCGAAGAAGAGACCACCCCUGCUGGCAUUUUUGCGAGAGGUUCUUAUUCUGCCAAACUAAAGUUUGUUGACGAUGAUGGCAAGUGCUUCCUGGAGAUGAGUUACUACUUUGAGAUUAGAAAGGAGUGGCCAGGAACUCAAUGAUGUGUGGACCAGCAUGGCUGAUUCGUCGGAGUAUGUUAGAGCUCAUAGCUAAGCCAAGCACAAGAUGUGGACUCAUCUUCAAGAAUGAUUCAUUCGCUACUUCAUCGUUAAUCGCAUUUUAAUUUGUUUUGAAUUGUCAUUGUACGUCGUUUAUGACAUAAAACUGUUUAUUCAUCACAUAUAUAAUUCAUGUAUCGAGAUAU
Molecule: messenger RNA, 1050 nt
Organism: Zea mays
Lineage: Eukaryota; Viridiplantae; Streptophyta; Magnoliopsida; Poales; Poaceae
Product: rho GDP-dissociation inhibitor 1
Exons: 5
Coding region: 200-847 (215 amino acids)
Biological process (GO): Rho protein signal transduction
Cellular component (GO): cytosol; membrane; cytoplasm
Molecular function (GO): Rho GDP-dissociation inhibitor activity; protein binding
Source: RefSeq, marked provisional